Molecule: messenger RNA, 1571 nt
Organism: Spirodela intermedia
Lineage: Eukaryota; Viridiplantae; Streptophyta; Magnoliopsida; Alismatales; Araceae
Source: the annotation of a GenBank genome assembly
AUGCGCCGCAUCUCGGCGCAGCACGGCUUCCUUGCGUCGGAGUUUCCGGGCGUCUUCCAUGGGUUCCAACAGCAGGAGAUCCUGGUGUGCCCUAAACCCCGGAGGGCAACGGCCUCCCUGCCUGAAUUUCUUUGCCCCCUUGCCUAUAGUCACAGGUAUAACCGCGGCCCCUUCAAUUUCUGCCCAUCUGUUGUUGUGCAUUUGGUGGUGGAUAUUCUCAUUGCCCUUUCGUCAAAUCGAAAACUAGAAUACCUAAUCAUGCGAGAAGGAUUGACCACCUAUGUCUCGUAUUCCACAUCAUCACGCACCAUGUCAACGGCUUCCCUUUCCUAGGGAAAAUAACAUUGUGUAUGAACUAUCUAAUCCCUAUCAAGAGGUUGAGAUAGUUUUUUUUCUUAUCCAUCUUCUCCUUCAUCCUCAAGAAAUGCUCUACCAGGAGCAUUUUCUAUUCUAUAUUAGCGGUUCCUUUGAACAGUCAAAUUCAGAAGCAAGUUAGAAUGUGGAACAGACAACAAGGUCCUCUGCAGGUAUGGCUGUAAGGGUCUCUCCAUGGACAGAGACCUUGAACCACAAAAUAAAUCUGGAAUAUUUUCAAUAAACUCGGUUUUGGGACGUUCUCAAAUAUGUGGUGUGAUUGAUGGAGAAGCUAAUUGUUUGGUUUCUACAAACAUUUAUUAUUCCACAUCAGGUUUUGCUUUAUCUUCAGCCUUAGCGUUAGUUAUACAUGCAAAAAGAAGACAAGAGUUCACAUGUUCUAGAACUCAACUCCAAAGAAGACUAGAGAUUCUGUUAUUCUGGGAGAUCAUGGGGCAGGGAUUCUAAUGAACCCCCUCAUAUCUUACUACAACUAUACCUUAUUCUCUCGCGGCCUAUAUCUUGUUUGUUCAUAAAUAUAAUAUUCCUUAAUGGGAAUGCAUUUAGGAAUUCUGCAGAAGCUCCAGUUGCCAAGCCCAGGAGUCUUUCCAGCAUCCUUGGUAAGAUAAACAAUGUGCAAGACGACCUGUUUGGCUUCCCACUACAAUGCACGGUUGCAUGGAAUGCACAAUGGGUUUUUGCAUCAGAAAGACAUAAUUACUAGGUCUGCAUCAUUCCCUCGUACAGACAAACCAACUAAAAAACAUAACAUCAGCAGUGCCAACUUCUUUAAAGCGCUCUAGAAGCUCAACACAAAUAACAAUCAUAUCGUAUUCCUUUGCUUUCACAAAAUUUUACAGAGUGAAUAUUCCAUGAUUAGUUUAGAUGCUAAAUGUUUUACUUUCAAUCUAAAUAUUCCAGCUGUACCCGCGGCAGCAAUGUUCUGGACCUGAUAUCAGGCAAGGUUAGAACUCCGACACUGUGAUCUUGUGCAAAAUUCUCCUUCCGUCAUAUUGCCAUUCAACUUUCUUUUCACUAGCCGAAAAUAUCAACCCCACUUUUCAUCCUCUAUAUUUCUGUAGCACAACUCCAGAUUCGUGUGGCAUGUCAUCGAUAAAAGACAUUUGGAUACAUUUGAUGGAUAUAAGGGAAUAUCUUCCAUCUGCGUAUUUAUUAAUAAAAAGGCAUGAUUAUGAAUAACCGAAAAUAUUAGGUAA